Molecule: messenger RNA, 653 nt
Organism: Epinephelus lanceolatus (giant grouper)
Lineage: Eukaryota; Metazoa; Chordata; Actinopteri; Perciformes; Serranidae
Gene: rln3b
Product: relaxin 3b
Cellular component (GO): extracellular region
Molecular function (GO): G protein-coupled receptor binding; hormone activity
Source: RefSeq, a predicted model, not a curated record
GAAUCCUUUUAGACACUUAGAGCAUUCUUUGACUCUUACCAUGUGGAAGGCAGCACUCUUGACCCUUGGCUUGUUGGUGGCGCUAGUAAGCAGGGUACAGUCGACUGACGGUCAUCCCUCUUUCUAUGGGGUGAAACUGUGUGGAAGAGAGUUCAUACGAGCUGUCAUCUUUACCUGCGGUGGUUCUCGCUGGAAGAGAAGCAUAGGAGACUCAGAAGCCUUUGACCCAUGGAACACGAAUCCCAUCCCUCAACUUUCCGGUAAGCAGGAUCCUGCAGAGGCCCAAACGUGGAGAGAUCAGACAUUGAAUGAAGAAUCUGUGGCUGCUGGAUUCGGCCGCUCGGCUCGCUCACCAAUCUCAGAGGAGGUGCUGGAGGCUCUACGGAGUACAGACAGGAAAGGACGGGAUGUAGUGGUCGGACUGUCCAAUGCCUGCUGCAAGUGGGGCUGUAGCAAGAGUGAAAUCAGCUCCCUGUGCUGAACCUUGUUUCCUUAACAUGUGUCUUGUCCUGUCACUAAUGCAGAGCUCUAUUCUAUACUAUGUGAUUCCUUUAUUUGUUCACACGUAGAAUUCUUAAAACUCUAUGUCCUAGCCAUCACCAUCCAUGUGUUGACAGCUGAUACAGGAAUGUAAAUAUGUACUCAAGAUGUGU